AUGAUGUGUUUGAACUGUACAACUAACAUAAUGAUCUGUUUGAACUGUAUAAGUAACAUAAUGAUCUGUUUGAACUGUAUAAGUAACAUAAUGAUCUGUUUGAACUGUAUAAGUAACAUAAUGAUCUGUUUGAACUGUAUAAGUAACAUAAUGAUCUGUUUGAACUGUACAACUAACAUAAUGAUCUGUUUGAACUGUACAACUAACAUAUGA
Lottia gigantea (owl limpet) is the source of this 213-nucleotide messenger RNA. RefSeq lists its product as hypothetical. The coding region runs from base 1 to 213 and encodes 70 amino acids. The transcript has a single exon. The record is from RefSeq and is a predicted model, not a curated record. Lineage: Eukaryota; Metazoa; Mollusca; Gastropoda; Lottiidae.